Molecule: messenger RNA, 4056 nt
Organism: Medicago truncatula (barrel medic)
Lineage: Eukaryota; Viridiplantae; Streptophyta; Magnoliopsida; Fabales; Fabaceae
Product: disease resistance protein RPV1
Exons: 7
Coding region: 115-3627 (1170 amino acids)
Biological process (GO): signal transduction; defense response
Molecular function (GO): ADP binding
Source: RefSeq, a predicted model, not a curated record
UUUGUGUUGUUUAAAGAAACCUCCAACUCCAAGCGGGCAGCUGAUAAAAGAAAGUCAUAUUCAUAUGUUUGUUUUGUUCAUACUCAAUCAUAAUUUCUAAUCAAGGUACGUAAAAUGUCUUAUUCCAGCAAGAAAUACGAUGUCUUUGUCAGCUUUAGAGGCGAGGACACUCGGUAUGGCAUCACCAACCUUAUUUACGAUGCUCUGAUUCAUAAAUCAAUAAAAACAUUCAUAGAUUACGAGCUCAAUAGAGGAGAAGAUGUUUGGCCAAAACUUUCCAAAGCUAUUGAAGAGUCACACAUCUCCGUCGUUGUUUUCUCUGAAAAUUUUGCAACCUCAAAAUGGUGUUUGGAAGAACUGGUGAAAGUGCUGGAAUGCAGAAAAGACCAUGGUCAAGUUGUUAUACCUGUUUUCUAUAAAACAAAUCCGUCUCACAUAAGAAAUCAGACUCAUAGUUAUGAGAAAGCAUUUGCAAAACACGAGAGAGAUCUUGGGACCAAAAGUAAUGCAUCCAAUAAACUUAUAGUGCUUAAGUGGAGAUCUGCCCUUACUGAAGCAGCCACUAUAUCUGGAUGGGACACUCAUACUCACAAGGAUGAAUCUAACCUCAUCCACAAAAUUGUGAAUGAUGUAUUGCAAAAGCUACAACUGAGGUACCCUAAUGAACUAGAAGGCGUUGUGAGAGACGAAAAAAACUGUGAAUGUGUGGAGUCAUUAUUGAAAAGUGUUCAAAUACUUGGAAUUUGGGGCAUGGGCGGUAUGGGAAAGACAACCAUCGCCAAAGUCUUGUUUGCCAAACACUUUGCUCAAUAUGACCAAGUUUGCUUUGCUAAUGCAAAAGAAUAUUCAGUCAGUAAGUUAUUCUCUGAGCUACUAAAGGAAGAAUUUUCUCCAUCUGAUGUUGUAAUAUCUACAUUUCAUAUGAGAAGGCUGAGAAGUACCAAAGUUUUGAUUGUACUUGAUAAUGUGGACAGUUUGGAUCAAUUUGAAUAUUUAUGUAGAGAUUAUGGUAAGCUACAUAAAGAUAGUAGACUCAUUAUAACAACAAGAGACAGACAAUUGCUGAGAAAACGAGUUCAUCGGAUAUAUGAGGUCAAGCAAUGGGAAGAUCCAAAAUCUCUAGAGCUUUUCUGCCUUGAAGCUUUCGUGCCAAGUCAUCCCCGAGAGAAGUAUGAGCAUCUCUUGCAAAGGGCGGUCACUUAUGCAGGGGGCGUUCCACUGGCCCUUAAAGUUUUUGCUUUACUUCUUCGUUCAAGAGAGAUUGAAUUUUGGGAGAGUGCUUUUAAGAAACUUGGUAAGCAUUCUAAUGCGACAGUGCAUGAAGUUUUAAAAUUGAGCUAUGAUGACUUAGAUGCACUGCAGAAGAAGAUAUUUCUAGACAUAGCAUUCUUUUUCAUAGGAGAAAAGAAAGAUUGUGUUGCGAGGAUACUAGAUGCUUGUGAUUUCGAAGCAAGUAGUGAAAUAGUAGUCCUCAAAGACAUGGCUUUGAUAACUAUCUCAAAUGACCAUACAAUUCAAAUGCACGAUUUGCUACAAAAAAUGGGUUCGGACAUAUGCAAUGAUCGUGGCACGGACCCUGCAACACAUACCCGACUGAGUGGAAGAGAAGCUCUUGAUGUAAUUGAAGAAAACAAGGGGAGUAGCUUCAUUGAAGGCAUAAUGUUGGAUUUGUCUCAAAAUAAUGAUUUAUCUUUAAGUGCCGACACAUUCAGCAAGAUGAAAGGCUUAAGAAUUCUUAAAUUCUAUGCACCCUCUAACCAGAGUUGUACUACUACAUACCUCGACCUUCCCGAAUUUCUUGAGCCAUUUUCAAAUAAACUCAGGUAUUUUGAAUGGAAUGGAUACCCUUUUGAGUCUCUUCCAAAACCUUUUAAGGCUAAGUUUCUUGUUGAGAUCCGCAUGCGGUACAGCAUUGUUAAAGAACUCUGGCAAGGGAUACAGGAAUUUGAUAAAUUAGAGGGAAUUGACAUGAGUGAAUGCAAGCAUUUUGUACAGCUUCCAGAUUUGUCUAAGGCGUCAAGACUUAAAUGGAUUAAUCUCUCUGGUUGUGAGAGUCUGGUUGAUCUUCAUCCGUCUGUUUUAUGUGCAAACACACUUGUUACUUUGAUACUGGAUAGGUGUACAAAGGUUAGAAGCGUUAGAGGUGAAAAACAUUUAAGUUUUUUGGAGGAGAUCAGUGUGGAUGGGUGCACAAGUUUGGAGGAAUUUGCAGUGUCCUCGGAUUUAAUUGAAAACUUGGAUUUAAGCAGUACAGGAAUCCAAACACUGGACCUAUCAAUUGGUUGUCUUCCCAAAAUUAAACGACUUAAUCUAGAGAGUUUAAGACUCAGCCAUCUUCCAAAGGAGUUACCUAGUGUGAUAUCUCUAAGGGAGUUGAAGAUUUCUGGCAGUAGACUAAUAGUUGAGAAACAACAGCUACAUGAGCUGUUUGAUGGCUUACGAUCCCUACGAAUACUACAUAUGAAGGAUUUUGUUUUUGUAAACCAGUUUGACCUCCCCAACAACAUCGACGUUGUAUCAAAGUUAAUGGAAUUAAACCUUGAUGGAAGCAACAUGAAGAGGUUGCCUGAAAGCAUUAAAAAGCUUGAAGAAUUGGAAAUUUUGUCUUUGGUGAAUUGCAGGGAGCUUGAGUGCAUACCAGAGCUUCCACCUCUCAUCACAGUGUUAAAUGCAGUUAACUGCACAUCACUCAUUUCAGUGUCAAGUCUAAAAAAUUUAGCAACAAAGAUGAUGGGAAAAACCAAACACAUUUCAUUCAGUAACAGCUUGAAUUUGGAUGGACAUUCACUUACCCUUAUAAUGAAAAGUCUCAAUUUAACAAUGAUGAGUGCUGUGUUUCAAAAUGUGUCUGUAAGAAGACUUCGUGUGGCCGUUCACAGCUACAAUUAUACCAGUGUUGAUACUUGUGAACCAGGAACAUGUAUCCCGAGUCUGUUGCAAUGUCAAAUAGCUACUGACUCCUCCAUUACCUUUAAUUUGCUUCCUGAUCAUUCCAACCUGCUAGGAUUCAUAUACUCAGUGGUUCUUUCUCCAGCUGGUGGAGAUGGAACGAAGAAGGGUGAAGCUAGAAUAAAAUGUCAAUGCAACUUGGGAGAACAAGGUAUAAAGGUUAGCUUGCUAAAUACUGAUUGCACAGAACUGAACUCGGAUCAUGUUUAUGUGUGGUAUGAUCCAUUCCAUUGUGACAGCAUUCUCAAAUUUGAUAAACCUGAGAUUUGUUUUGAGUUCUGUGUUACAAACGAUAUGGGGGAAGUUGACGGUUCAAUUGGUAUUAAAGAGUGCGGGGUACGACUUGUAGGUGUCGAAGACUUGGAGAGUGUUUUACUGGAAUUGGAAUUGGAUUCACCAAGGAAAGAAGAGUUGAAGAAGGCAGUUGAAUUAGAAUCAGGACAUAGUAUAAUCUUUAAGCCACUUGAAGAUCUUUCCACAAAUAUCACACAAGUCCCCUCCCACUCUGAAUUAAGUUACACAUGUGGUCAUGAGGAGUCAGCAUGCGGUGAGGAGUCAAGCAGUGGCCAAGGUACCCAGGUACAAAACCAAGAGUUGGCCUUGAACAAAAAAUGCGACUUUUCAUGUGACUUCUUAAUACGUCCAUUGAAGUACUUGUGGAGAUUGAUUUGCAGCUGAAAUUGGGCGUGACAGAGCGAGCAACAAGAUAGUAACAUGAAGAUAAUAUGCGAACUUUGGAUUCUGGUUACAGUUACAGCAUGUUCGUGACCACAUCUAGAACAACAAUCUUGCAUCCGAAGACCUAUUUCACAUGAUUUUCAAAAGCAGGAAACAGAAGAGUUUGAAAGUGAUUAUCUAUUUUUUCCAAACGCGAACUUAGUCUCUUACUUGCAAAUAGUACUCAUCCUUGAAGCAAGUAUGCAGCUGAUAAACAUUGUUUUCGUUUUUCGAUUUGAUCACUGAAAUCAUGCCAUUAGAGGAUUUUAAUUUUUAAAAUAUUAGUAUUUCACUUUCUAUGUACUAUGUGUUUACCAUAUGUUAAUUUGGGUUCUAGUGACUUCGUAAAUUGUAGCUUUUCCUUUUUCAAAAGAAGCAAAGUUUAUAGUA